Messenger RNA from Magnolia sinica, 1179 nucleotides. RefSeq lists its product as uncharacterized. The transcript has 2 exons. The record is from RefSeq and is a predicted model, not a curated record. Bases 1 to 1179 code for a protein of 392 amino acids. NCBI's taxonomy places the organism in Eukaryota, Viridiplantae, Streptophyta, Magnoliopsida, Magnoliales, Magnoliaceae.
AUGGCGAGAGGAAAGAAUAAAUUGCCAGCUGUGGAACCGGAGCAAAAUGACCAGACCCAGUCUUCUUCACUGCUUCAUGCCGAGUCAGCCCCAGGGCUUCCCAGCGUUCUUGCAAUCGGCGAUGAGAAGAGUAGAAAACCGAAUACUCAUCUGUUCACCAUCAAGCAAGAGCUUAAGGAGUCAUUGAAGGAUUACAUCGCUUGUUUCAAUGAAGAAGCAUUACAAGUAAAAGAUUAUGACAACAAGAUGACACUCUCUACAGUGUUCAGCGGUCUAAAAGAGGGGAAGUUCACCUUCUCCAUUGGGAAGAAUCCACCGAAGACGUUAGCUGAGCUCAUCACCAGGGCUCAAAAGUAUGCUAACGCCGAGGAAUUCUCCAACGCCCACAAAAAUAUUCAAGUAAUAGAGCCGACUGGCAAAGGGAAGAGACCAAGGAAUGAAGAACCUCAGCCAUCCAGCAAAGGACUAGAUGACCACGCUCCCCACAAUCAUCGUCUACGUAGAAAACCAGAGGGUAAAUUUCAUUCCUACACCCCCCUCAACACAUCUACCGAGCAAAUCCUACUAGACAUCAGAAGGCAAAAGCUUAUGAAUUGGCCUGUUUGCAUGAAGGCCGACCCAGAUCAUCGCGACAAACACAAGUAUUGUCAUUUCCAUCAAGAUCACGGCCAUAACACAGCCGCUUGCCUAGAUCUCAAAUAUGAGAUUGAGAUCCUUAUUCGUAAGGGUCAUCUGCGCCGGUAUACCAAGGAAGAAAAAACAACUCGGAAAGAAGAGCAAGAGCAGCCAAAUAAUACCGCAGAAGAGCCGGCCGAAAUCCGCACCAUCUUCGGUGGCUCAUCCGGUGGAGGAGACUCAAACAGGGCUCGAAAAGCCCACUCUCGGAAGUCUGAUCUGGAACACUACAUCCACAUAACCAAGCGACCGAGCAAGGAACUCUGGGUCAGCCCGUGCAGCCUGACCUUCACGGAAGACGAUGCGCGCGGAAUCCAGCAUCCGCACGACGACGCCCUAGUAGUUUCUAUGACCAUAGCUAAUCACAAGGUGUACUGCAUCCUAGUCGACACCGGAAGCUCAGCAGAUGUGAUCUACUCCGAGGCUUUCAAAAGAAUGAGAAUUCUAAGGUCAUGCCUCAGACCUAUGAAGACCCCUUACAUGGCUUUGCCGGAGAAAGGGUGA